AUGUGCGACCCUUGCUGCUCUCCCUGCGGACCGUGUCCUCCGGCUUGCGGCCCAUGUGGCCCGUGUGGGCCGUGUGGGCCCUGUGGCCCCUGCGAUCCAUGCUGUGCACCAUUUGAGUGCUCGCCAAAAUGUUAUACAGGCGCCCACUUGGACGCGCUGCCGCAGUGCGCGCCACGCGUCCCACCGCCCUGCCCGAAAUGUAUUACAGUACAGCAACCACCGCGGCUCAUCUGCCGCAAGCGUGUCGUUUUCAAUGAGAAAAUCGUACCGGAACCGAUGGUUGUGAAUCGUUGCAGACAGAUAACCAUACCCAAAGUUGUGGAUACAACACGUGUCAUCAAAGUACCUAAGCUGACUUGGGUCUCACAGAUGGUCCGUGAGCCAAGGGUCAUCUACUAUCCAUCAAUGGUGCCAGAUCCCUACGUGGUUUGCUAUCCGAAACGUAUUUGCGAGCCGCGUGAAGUGUGCCAAGCCAUAUUGUGCCAGCCGAAGCCGCAAACAAUUGAUAUACCGCCGCCACGGGAAUAUUGCUGCUAUCCAACUGGACCGAUUAACUAUAAACCGAGCGCAGCAUGCCCACCAUGCCCGAUGGGACCGUGUUCACCGUGCGGACCGUGCGGUCCAUUGCCAUGCUUUUCAACCAAUCAAUAUCCGAUAUGCGAACCCAACGGAUGUUUCCCGUGCAAGCCGUCGGGUCCUUGCGGCCCUUGUGGACCUUGUUCGCCGUGUCGCGGACCUUGCGGCCCUUGUGGCCCGUGCGGACCUUCGCCCUGUGGGCCGUGUAAUCCGUGCGGACCUUGCCGCCCCUGUUGUAUACCGAAUUGUGGACCAUGUGGUUUGACAAUGCCUUCGGGACCAUAUGUACCACCGCCAUGUAAUCCGUGCAGCAUUGGUGCUGGGCCCAGUGGACCGUGCGGUUCCUGCAGACCUUGUAUGCCGGGAUGCCCCUACGAAGCGCCUGAGUGUGGCACCUGCUAUCCAUGCGCGCCGACACCGUGGAAUACUCAGUGCGGUCCAUGCGGGCCGUGCGGUCCACAAGUGCCGUGCGCACCAUGUGGACCAUGUCCACCUUGCAAUCCUUGUGGCCCGUCGUGUUAA
This is a messenger RNA of Rhagoletis pomonella (apple maggot), 1098 nucleotides long. RefSeq names its product keratin-associated protein 16-1-like. Bases 1 to 1098 code for a protein of 365 amino acids. NCBI's taxonomy places the organism in Eukaryota, Metazoa, Arthropoda, Insecta, Diptera, Tephritidae. The transcript has 3 exons. The record is from RefSeq and is a predicted model, not a curated record.